This is a messenger RNA of Blepharisma stoltei, 567 nucleotides long. Lineage: Eukaryota; Ciliophora; Heterotrichea; Heterotrichida; Blepharismidae. The record is from the annotation of a GenBank genome assembly.
AUGCUAGCCAAAUCUAUAGUCCGGCUGUUCUCAAAGUCAUAUUACGAGCUUUUGGAGGUCGAAAAGACUGCUGAUAAGCAAGCUAUUAAGGCAGCCUAUUAUAAGCAUGCGAAGAUUCACCAUCCGGACGCACAAAAUUCAGACCCAGAAAUAUUUAAAGAGUAUGCAGAAGCAUAUAAUACAUUGAUUGAUGAGGAUAAGCGAUAUCAGUAUGAUAUAGAUAAUGGCUUUUUAGAUGCUAUGGAUGUAGAUAGAAUGGAAGAGCUUAAAGAAAAAUUCGGAACUAGAUACCCUGAAAAAGCAUUAUGAGAAAAUUUAAAAAAAUGAGACACACAGCUGGUAGAAGAGCUUGACAAAGACACUUGGACUUUACCAAAGCUGUUAUGGAGGCUAAGGAAAUCUAAGGUUAAUAAAGCUUCUGCAGCUCCUGAAAAAACUGGGUUAGACUCAUUAUCGAAUUUCAGGUUGGCUGCAUUAUCAAGCUUAAUUGUUGGCUUUGCAAUUACAUAUAACAGCUCAAUUUGGGUGAUUGAAAACUAUAUUUAUCCUACUAAAGUAAAUAAAUAA